AUGUCGAGCAGCACGAAAACUCUUUCCCAAACUUACGGACCGCGUCCGCAGAGUUUCACCCUCGAUGAGACCGGCGAACGCUACUACAUCGGAUCGGAGAUCGGCGCGUACCUCCGUCUGCACCGUGGAACUCUCUACAAAAAGUAUCCGCUGCUGUGGCGCAAAGUGGCCACUCCGGACGACAAGGACAAGUUGAAGCAGAUCGCCAUGUCGAAUGCCUUCUUGCACACUAAUAUAAUGUGAGUUUUUGAAAGAAUAUUCUGAAAACUUGAGAAAAAACGAGAAAUUUUAUAGGUUGCUCAAGGCGCACGAGGUUGACGAGUUGCUCGACGGCUCCGAAGAGAAGUACCGUGCCGCCGGGGCUGCUCCGUCCACUCCACGAGCCGAAGGAGCCACGCGAGCGGUAAACAAAACUCCGGCAGCCGGAUGGGCCGGACAACAAGUGACUAGCGGUUCGCAUCACCUCGAAUCCGUCCCCUGCUCAUGUCCAAUCGCUCAUUCUCGCGGCAGAAUGAAGCACAGAGAGUUGGCCUACUCUCCAGAAGACCUAGAAUUGGCGAAGCGAGUUGUGGAGAACGCGAACGAGGGCGAGGAUCUGGUGCCGAUUCGAUUGGAUAUGGAGCUGGAUGGAAUCAAGCUGAGAGACACGUUCUGCUACAAUCGCAACGAAAAGAUCAUCUCGCCGGAAAUGGUGGCUGAGAUCAUGUGCGAAGACCUGGAUCUCCCGCUCGCCAUCUUCCAGCCGGCCAUCACUGCGGCUAUCAAUCAGCAGCUCGAAGCAUCCACCGAAGCGCCGCCGCUCGACACGAACACGUGCGAUCAGAGGGCCGUCCUCAAGUUGAACAUCAACGUCGGCAAUCAGAGUCUCGUGGAUCAGUUCGAGUGGGACAUGUCGGAUGCGAACAACAACCCGGAGGAAUUUGCCCGGAACAUCUGCAAAGAACUCGGGUUGGGCGGUGAAUUCGCGUCGGGCAUCGCUUAUUCGAUCCGCGGACAACUUCAGUGGAAUCAAAUGACCUACGCGUUCUCCGAAAGCCCACUCGCCACCGUCGAUUGUCCGUUUAGGUAUGGAAACGAUAAAAACAUGCAAAAAACACCUUUUUAACCAAUUUCAGAACGUCGCAAGAGGUCGAAUCGUGGGGACCGUUCCUGGAGACGUUGACGGAUGCGGAAAUCGAGAAGAAGAUGCGCGAUCAGGACAGAAACACGCGGCGAAUGCGUCGUCUCGUCGGCGGAGGCUUUAACUACUAA
Molecule: messenger RNA, 1251 nt
Organism: Caenorhabditis sp. 36 PRJEB53466
Lineage: Eukaryota; Metazoa; Nematoda; Chromadorea; Rhabditida; Rhabditidae
Source: the annotation of a GenBank genome assembly